Molecule: messenger RNA, 318 nt
Organism: Penicillium crustosum
Lineage: Eukaryota; Fungi; Ascomycota; Eurotiomycetes; Eurotiales; Aspergillaceae
Exons: 1
Coding region: 1-318 (105 amino acids)
Source: RefSeq, a predicted model, not a curated record
AUGUCCAAGGAGCUUCUCACCGUCUUUGGGCUCACUGGAAAGCAGGGCAGCCCCGUUGCCAACUACGUCCUUGGCGAUGAAGAGCUCAGCCAACAGUACUCAGUUCGCGGCGUCACGCACUCACCCUCAAUUUCCAAGGUCCGAGCACUCAAAUCUAAAGGCGCCUUAAUCAUUAAAGCAGAUCUGGACAAGCUAUCUAGGUUUUUCCAUGCUCUAAAUGGCACCUACGUGCUCUUCUUUCUUACAAACGCGCAAGCCGGCGCGGAGGGGCGCGAGAUUAAAUACGACAGGCCAAUGACCUGUUUGAUGAAGCACUGA